UUAGUGUUACAACUAUAGUAGUAAUAAUAUUAUUUUGCGUUGGGCGACAACUGAGGAAUUAACUUAUUUGACAAAUUAAACAUUUAAUAGUCUUACUAUUAUUAUUAAUUUUUUUGAAUUAAUGUAAUUGAUUUUUAUAAACUAUCAAAAAGUUAAAUCCAAGUAUAUUUUGUUUAAGUACCUACUCGUAACUUCUGACAAAUGUAACUACCAGUUACUAAAUUAAUAAAAGUACUAUAAGUGUAACUGUUAGAAAGAGUGAAAAUGGAGCUAUCAAUGGAAGAAUUACUUAGCAGAAAAGAGACAUUGAAACAAUUUGAAAACUAUAUUAAUGACACUAAAAAUACGCUAAAAUGUUUUGUCGAAAAUAUUGGGUGGACAUUGGAUAAAACACCAAUAAAAAAUAAUUUUGUAAAGUGUCCAUUAAAUAGUGAACACAGAAUGUCGCCAUCCAAACUCGAGGUUCAUUGUCAAAAAUGUAUAUUGAAAAAAAAUGGAUAUGAUUCAUCUCAUUCAUUUUAUCCUUCUUAUAAUUUGUCAACACCUCCAGCUCAGACUGUAACAAUUGAUAAAAUUACUCAAAUGCAUAUUUUGAAAACUGCCUACGACGAAUCAAAUUCAACUUUAAAUAUAAACCUUGAACCUAGAGAAGUUUCCCAAAGUAUAGAACGCUAUGUUUGUGAUUUUACUCCUGAUGAGAGGAGAGUAUUAUAUGAUAGUGCUGUAAAUGUCACCAGACUGUCUAAUUACAAGGAUAUAAAAAAUGAUAUAGAUUUGGAUAUUUUCAAUAAAACUGGUGAUAAACCUAAAACUGAGCUUGAGCUUUUGCAAGAACAAAGAGACUUAAAACGUAGAAGAGUUGCUUAUCGAGGGAAAAGAGUUCACGUUGAUAGAAAAUCUUAUAAAGAAGUUUUAAGAGAAGUAAUUGAAGGAUUAACAAAUAAUUUGUCUCAUUCAGAAGAUAAAUUGACGAGUGUUCCAACUUCAAAUACCAUUACAGAAACUGCAAAAAAUGCUCGUAUUAUGUAUAAGUAUGAAGGUAAUCGAAAAUAUAAUGGUAAUCCAUACACUCGCUGGCUUAAUAUUAAGACAGAGGAAUCUAAAUUACUUAAGUAUUAUGAAAAGAAGAGAAAGAGUUCAUAUCAAGAAGUUUCUACAUCUAAAAUUCAUUAUAAAGAUAAAACUGGUUUUAAAAGAUCAAGAAAAGAUAGAUCUAUAUCAAGAGAAAGAAAAACAUCUACUGGUCAAUUAAAAUUAAAAAGAUCUUGGAGAUCUAGGUCUCGUUCAUUAUGUAAAGAAACCAAUUCUAAAAGACCUAAAAUUCGUUCUAAAUCCAAAGAACGUGAUUAUGUAGAAAGUAAACAUAAAACAUCUAAAAAACAUAAAAUUAGAUCAAAAGAAAGUAAGUCUAGAAGGCACAGAAGUCGAUCAAUAUCUAUUGAAAAUACACACAAGAGAUCUAAGAAGCAUAAAAAAAGAUCUAAGUCAAAAGAACUUGAAAAGGUUAAAUGUUCUAGGAGUUUUACAGAUUAUAAUAAGUUAGUAAAUGAAAAAGACUCUUCAAUACAACUUAAGUCAAGUAAUACUUAUAAAAAGAAAAAAAAGCAUAAAAGUAAAAAAAGUCGUUCUAAAAGUCCUAGAAGAUCUCAUAAGAAUAAAAAAAAUGUUGAAGUCUGUAAAAAUAUUAAAUGAUAAUCAUAUUAUCUAUCUCAACUAUAA
Molecule: messenger RNA, 1719 nt
Organism: Melanaphis sacchari
Lineage: Eukaryota; Metazoa; Arthropoda; Insecta; Hemiptera; Aphididae
Product: U11/U12 small nuclear ribonucleoprotein 48 kDa protein-like
Exons: 7
Coding region: 265-1692 (475 amino acids)
Source: RefSeq, a predicted model, not a curated record